GUACGCGCUCCCGCGCAGCGUGCGUCGUGACGCAGCCGGUCCGCCGCGCGAGGAAGUGGCGCUGUUGUUUGAGCGACGGGACCGUCUCGCUCUGUCUCGUGGGUUCGUCUGAAGAGGUUUUACCGUGUUUCGGUGAGUUCCGCCGUUCAUGCUCCAGGACUGAGCGCACUCCACAGCUCUCUCGUGCCGUCCGCUCAACAUAACCGCGAGUAAUGGCUGCUGAGGUGAAUGGCAGCUCCGGUCUGCUCAAAGAAGAAGAGGAGCCCAUGGAUGUGACUGCCACACACUCGGAGAACUACCAGACGCUGCUGGACGCCGGUCUGCCGCAGAAGGUCGCCGAGAGCCUGGACAACAUCUUCCAGACAGGGCUGGUGGCGUACGUGGAUCUGGACGAGCGGGCGCUGGAUGCGCUGCGGGAGUUUAAUGAGGAGGGAGCGAUGUCGGUGCUGCAGCAGUUCAAGGAGUCUGACCUCUCACACGUGCAGAAUAAGAGCGCCUUCCUGUGCGGCGUGAUGAAGACGUACCGGCAGCGGGAAAAGCAGGGCAAUAAAGUGCAGGAGUCCACGAAAGGCCCUGAUGAGGCCAAGAUAAAGGAUCUGCUGGAGAGGACGGGAUACACUCUAGACGUCACGACAGGCCAGAGGAAGUACGGCGGCCCUCCUCCAGAGGAAGUGUUUUCCGGCCCGCAGCCCGGCAUCGGCACUGAGGUGUUUGUGGGGAAGAUCCCGCGGGAUCUGUACGAGGACGAGCUGGUUCCUCUGUUUGAGAAGGCCGGCUCUAUCUGGGAUCUGAGGCUGAUGAUGGAUCCUCUCACCGGUCAGAACCGCGGCUACGCCUUCAUCACCUUCUGCAGCAAAGAAGCCGCGCAGGAAGCUGUCAAAUUGGUGAAGGUGCUGUUUGUGCGUAAGCUGGCCGCGCCGGUCACAGAGGAGCUGCUGGAGAACACCUUCUCUCAGUUCGGCAAACUGGAGCGCGUCAAGAAGCUGAAGGACUACGCCUUCGUUCACUUCGAGGAGCGAGACGCCGCAGUCAAGGCGAUGCAGGAGAUGAACGGGAAGCAGCUGGGCGGUGAGCAGAUCGAGAUCGUGCUGGCCAAACCUCCAGAUAAGAAGAGGAAAGAACGACAAGCUGCCCGACAGACCAGCAGAAGCACAGGGUGAGACGAUUAUA
Sinocyclocheilus rhinocerous is the source of this 1170-nucleotide messenger RNA. It is a transcript of the gene hnrnpr, whose product is annotated as heterogeneous nuclear ribonucleoprotein R. The transcript has 8 exons. Lineage: Eukaryota; Metazoa; Chordata; Actinopteri; Cypriniformes; Cyprinidae. The record is from RefSeq and is a predicted model, not a curated record. Gene Ontology annotation, molecular function: RNA binding. Bases 213 to 1160 code for a protein of 315 amino acids.